Messenger RNA from Paramecium octaurelia, 472 nucleotides. The record is from the annotation of a GenBank genome assembly. Lineage: Eukaryota; Ciliophora; Oligohymenophorea; Peniculida; Parameciidae.
UUUUAAAAUAUGUCACAAAAGUUCAAGGUUAGAAAGCUCAGAGAGUAAAAGCCAGAAGAUUUACUUAAGGAUUUAGAGAAGCUUAAGUCAGAACUCAUUCAAUUAAGAACAGUCAAAGUUUCAGCUGGUAAUGCUUAAAAACUUGGCAGAAUUGGAGUAAUUGAUUAGUGCUUAUAUUUCAGCUUGUGAGAAAGAGAAUUGCAAAAUACUUAACAGUCAUUAAUGAAUAAAGAAGAAAUUAAGUUAAAUCAACCACUAAGUCAAGUGGAAAACUUCCUGUUGAUCUAAGAGGAAAAAAAACAAGAGCAAUCAGAUAAAGAUUAACCAGAAGCGAAAGAGGUUCAUAAUUUCAAUAUAAAUUAGCUUAAAAGACUGCCAGAUAAUGGAAAAAACUCAACAACUUCCCAUUGAGAAAGUUUGCUUUGAAAGAGUGAUUCAAUUAUAAUAAUAAUAGUACAUUAUUCUUAACUAG